Molecule: messenger RNA, 3084 nt
Organism: Chaetomium globosum CBS 148.51
Lineage: Eukaryota; Fungi; Ascomycota; Sordariomycetes; Sordariales; Chaetomiaceae
Exons: 2
Coding region: 1-3084 (1027 amino acids)
Biological process (GO): transmembrane transport
Molecular function (GO): oligopeptide transmembrane transporter activity
Source: RefSeq, a predicted model, not a curated record
AUGACUUUCCGCGGUGGGAGAAACACUCCAUCGGACAAACAGCUCGAAUCAGACCAGCCAAUUCCACUACAAUCCUUGGUUUCGGGACCCGCACUCGGAAAGGGCCCCACGCCGCAGCUUGCCCCGGACUUUUCUGCCCCUCCUUCACCCCACACGACCGACGACAGCACGACGGCGUCGCUCCCUCCACACCCCGAGCCCAAACUAAGACGACGUACCGACGAACCCCAUGGCCGCGGACUCGAGUCGACUGUGCCAGAGGCUGACCAGACCGAGACCGACAGCCCCAGCGACCCGGCACCCGAACCCAUGGCCAAGGAUCUCCCGCCGUUGUACUCGGCCGCCGGCCAUAGCAGUCCCUCGUACGGCUCCAUAACGUCGCGGCCCUCAGACGAAAGUCCCGAUGAGGGGACCACCACCCCGUUGGUGCGGUCUCGAAAGCCAUCAGAUGCGAGCCGAAACUCAUUGGGGGGGUUCGGGGUGCGACGGCGCCGUGAUGGUUCCCAGCCCAGGUCACCGACCUCGAGGAGGGCGCCCAGGCAGUCGGAGGAGCUCGGGGGAUCCACUACUAUUGGGGGCCUCGAGGGCCGAUUCGGCACCACGGAGACGCCACUGUUGAACGACCCGGCUAAGCAGCUAGAAGGCGAAGAGGAGGAAGACGAUGAACGGUCCUUCGUGUCCGACUCGGGCGCCGACGACGACGAAGAUCCGCCAGAUAAUUCACCCUACGCGCAGGUCCGGGCCUCCGUCUCCUCCACCGACAACACGAGCCUGUCGAUAAACACGCCCCGGAUGUGGGCUCUAUCUAUCCUUUUCUCCGUUCUUGGUUCCUCGACGAAUUUGUUUUUCGCUUUAAGAUAUCCCAGUGUCGCAAUUACGCCAGUUAUAGCAUUGUUAAUGGUACAGCCUCUUGGUCUCUUGUGGGACUAUUUCUUGAAACGAUCCGACGAUCCUCCGGAAGAAUAUGUCGAUGGGUUCCGGAGCAGCAACCCGCCGGUAGCCAGCUCUGACCCUCGCUCACGAUUCGUCCCCAUUGAGGGCAGGGGCAGGCUUGAUCGGAUCCGGUUAUGGCUUGCACAGGGCCGGUGGAAUGAGAAAGAGCACAGUUGCGUUUAUGUCAGCAGCAAUGUGUCGUUUGGUUUUGCCUUUGCGACCGACGUCAUCGUCGAGCAAACACAGUUCUACAAGCAGGAGGCUAGUGUCGUAUACCAGCUCCUGCUGACAAUAUCUACCCAGAUACUGGGAUACACCUUUGCCGGCCUGACGCGGCGCUUUUUGGUCCGCCCGAGCGGCAUGAUAUGGCCGGGAACCCUCAUGUCGGCAGCCAUGUUCACCACCCUCCACAAGGAGGAGAACAAGGAGGCCAACGGCUGGAAGAUCAGCAGGUGGAAGUUCUUCUACGCCGUCUGGCUGGGCGCGUUUCUUUUUUACUUUUUGCCGGGGCUGCUGAUGCCGGCGCUGAGUUACUUCAACGUGAUCACCUGGUUUGCUCCUGACAAUGUCGUCCUCGCCAAUCUGUUCGGCGUCGUCUCGGGAUUGGGGCUGUUCCCGUUGACCUUUGACUGGGCGCAGGUCGCCUACAUCGGUUCGCCGCUGCUCACCCCGUUCUGGGCAGCCAUGAAUGUGGUUGGCGGCCUCGUGGUGGUGAUGUGGAUUGUCGCGCCUAUUGCGUACUACAGCAACUGGCUGUACUCGUCGUAUAUGCCGAUCCUGUCGGCGGCCGUGUUUGACAACACCGGGAAGGUGUACGAUGUGAGCAAGGUGUUGACAAAGGACUUCAUGUUCGACCGAGAGGCCUACGCCAAGUACAGCCGCGUGUUCCUGCCCAUCACGUAUGUGCUGAGCUAUGGCGUGCAGUUCGCGGGAUUGGCGGCACUUUUGACGCACACCGCCUGUUGGCAUGGGAAGGACAUAUGGACGCAGUGGAAGCGGUCGCUGGAGGAAACCUCUGGGGAACAGAAGGGUACAUAUCGACCGGUGUCUGAGCCGAGUGAGAGAUUGACUGCAUCGUCUAAUGGCCGAGACCGGAGAGCAAACAGGUCCUCGAUGAGCAUCGACAACAUAAUGAGUCGCGAGGAUGUCCACAAUCGCUUGAUGAGGAGGUACAAGGAUGCCCCGAUGAUGUGGUAUCUUAUGACCUUCGUCUCGAUGACGGCGAUUGGCAUCUUCGUCGUCGAGUACUACCCGAUUCACCUCCCCUGGUACGGCCUCCUCCUCGCGCUCGCCAUCUGCACCAUCCUCUUCAUCCCCAUCGGCAUUAUCAUGGCCGUUACCAACCAACACUCCUCCAUCUACUUAAUCUGCCAGCUCAUCGCCGGUAUCCUCUUCCCCGGCCGCCCCGUCGCCAACAUGGUCUUUGUCACCUACGGCUACAUCUCCUCCGCGCAGGGCAUCAAGUUCGCCGCCGACCUCAAACUCGGCCACUACAUGAAGAUCCCCCCGCGCAUCCUCUUCAUCGUCCAGAUCGUCGCCACCGUCAUCUCCUCCAUCACCCAAAUCGCCGUCCUCAACUGGAUGUUCGUCCACGUCCCAGGCCUCUGCACCCCGCAAGCCAUCAACGGCUUCACCUGCCCCAUCGCCCGCGUGCACUUCAACGGCUCCAUCCUCUGGGGCGUCGUCGGCCCCGCCGAGUUCUUCGGCCCCUCCGCCACUUACCGCCCCUUGAUCUGGGCCUUUGCCGUCGGCGCCAUCCUGCCCCUCCCGCUCUGGCUCUACGCCCGCCGCCGCCCGCGCUCCCUCGUCCGCAAGAUCAACCUGCCCGUCCUCUUCGGCUCCCUCGGCUGGAUUCCCCCGGCCACGGGCCUCAACUUCUCCGUCUGGGCCCUUGUUUGCUACAUCUUCAAUUACCUCGUCAAGCGCCGCGCCCCGGCCUGGUGGGCCAAGUAUACCAUGACCAUGAGCGCCGCGCUGGACUCGGGCCUGGCGUUUGGGAUUGUCGUCGUGUUCUUUGGGUUUGUGUAUCCCGGCGUCGUGCGCGGGUUCAGCUGGUGGGGGACCGAGGUGUAUAAGAGGGGGUGUGACUGGCGGGCGUGUGCGUGGCGGACUGUGCCGGAGGGGGGGAGGUUUGGGCCGGAGGUUUGGUAG